Molecule: messenger RNA, 231 nt
Organism: Porites evermanni
Lineage: Eukaryota; Metazoa; Cnidaria; Anthozoa; Scleractinia; Poritidae
Source: the annotation of a GenBank genome assembly
AUGCUGCCCAAAAAACACAGUUUCAGUUUAGCUGAUGUAAGUCUAAAAAACACUUUAGGUGAUCAUCUACCUACGGCAAAUUUCAGUCUUAUUGUUUUAGGCAAAACAAAAUUAAUGAUGCUAUUAAUCUUUGGUCAAGAAGAAAAGUAUAAUAGCACUAUAGAACUCCUGAAGUACAUUGAAGAACAUCAAAUUCAUGUCUUAAAAUCAAUUUGCAAUAAUACACUACCA